Drosophila gunungcola (fruit fly) is the source of this 10102-nucleotide messenger RNA. RefSeq lists its product as uncharacterized. NCBI's taxonomy places the organism in Eukaryota, Metazoa, Arthropoda, Insecta, Diptera, Drosophilidae. Gene Ontology annotation, cellular component: nucleus. Gene Ontology annotation, molecular function: zinc ion binding; RNA polymerase II cis-regulatory region sequence-specific DNA binding; DNA-binding transcription factor activity, RNA polymerase II-specific. The record is from RefSeq and is a predicted model, not a curated record. Gene Ontology annotation, biological process: regulation of transcription by RNA polymerase II.
GCCGACGUCGACGCACGCCUCUCGUUUUUCGCGCGCUUCUCGCAAUUCUCGGUAAAUGCGCAAAAAAGCCAGCAACAAAUUCAAAUCAAAUCGCAACGCAACGCAUGGUGAAUACAUGCCGUAUAUUUAAAAAAUAGAUCAGCACAGGGCAUAUAAAGCGUAUUUCAAACGAAUCAAGAAAAAUAAAAAGUGAUUAGUUGAUAAGGGAUACUGUUUUGUGAAAGAAUUUGCCGCGCGCGCAAAUUAGUUUCGAAUAUUGCGUAUACGCACGGUCGGCAAAUAGUAAUACAAAUCAAAUUGAUCAAACCAAUAAAACAAGGGAACACAAAUCCACACACUUAGCAAAACGGGCAUAUCAAAAAACCUAAUAAACAUUUCCUAGUAUUUACAACGAACCAAGGGAAUACCCCAUUUAUUUAGGAUUUAUAUAGCACAUUUACAGCAAUCAAGGAUACAGAGGCAUUGGAAGGAUAGCCGCAAGGAUGCCAGCCAGCGGGUUGCAAUCUCCACCAGGUCGACAGGCUAACGGCAUAUCAGGAUAAGGACUUGGCGACUUGGACAUGGCUCCUCUAUUUGUCUAGUGGGCAAAUACCAGCGAACCGGGAACCAGGCCACACACCCACACAUACACACACCCAUACUCACACUUUCGGACAAACAAGGACGUUUGUCAUUGUGUGCGUCAAGGACGCUGACACACGUACAUGCUUACAAAGCAUUCAUAGUCGUAGUCGCAGUUGUUGUUGUAGUUGUAGUUGUGCCAUACAAACAAACCAGUGUCGCAAAGUGGGCGUGCCAGGUGGGCGGCCUCUGAUUAAAUAUACAUCAGUCAAGCGCAAGGAUCCUAAUUUCCAGCAGUUGUCCCAUGUAAAAGGACACCAAGGGACAAGGAAUAGCGCAAAGCAGGACACCAAGUUAUACGCAGAAAAAUGGCGCGACGCAAGGGCAGCGGUCGAGGCAAAUCUACUGUGAAUUCACGCAAGAGUGCUUUGGAAACGGCACGUGAGAAACUUAAAGAUGAGCCCGCUGCAAAUACGUCACAGGGUAAUAAAUUCGAUAAUAAUAUGGAAAAUGCAACAACCACAACGGCCAAGCAUUACAAAACCGCAGGCAAACAGUACAAGACCAAUAAAGUGAACAAUACGCGACGUGCCACAGCAGCAGCAGCAGCAGCGGCGGCAGCAGCAGCAACAGCAACAGCAGCAACCACAACAGCAGCAACAACAUCAACAACCAAGAAGCAGACAUAUCGGGAAACUGCAACAGCAACCACAGUCACUCAGCGAGCAACAAACAAAGCUAACAGAGCAGCAUCAGCAACAGCAGCAGCAGCCGCUGUAACAGAAGCAACAUCAGCAACAGCAACACCAGCGGUUGCAACACUAACAACCUCCAAAGCAGCAGCAGCAGCAACAGUAGCAGCAACCACAGAUGUUGCUGGUGGCAAUAGCAAUAGCAACACCAGCAGCAACAGCAAACCCAGUACAAGUACACGAGAUAAACUAAGCGAGUUGUCGACUGCUGACAACAGCAACCACAUCAUCAGCAACAACAACAACAACAAUAAUAAUAAUAAAACAAAUAACAACAACAACAACAACAACCACAGUGAUAAUAGUAUUAGUGAGAAUAAUUAUGAAUUUAAGUGUAGAGAUAAAGCAAGUCUAAGUGAUAGCAAAAUGACGCUACAACAGAUGGCAGCAGUCAGCAGCAACCAGGAGCCAGUGGCUCCAGCCAAUGUGGUUAAUACGAUGAGCAACAUUAGUAGCCAGGCCAGCGUAAAUGCCACACCCACACCCGCCACCGCCACCGCCAACGCCACCGAUGAGGCUUCGCUGGGGGAUUGGUCAAAUAUUUCACGCUAUCUGCACAAGAAGUUCAAACGUUUGGCCAGCACCACCGAAGUGGAGAGCAGCCACUCGACAACGAACGGUAGUGGUAGUGCACAUGAUGCCAUCCGCACCACAUCGAUGUCCUCGAACAGUUCGCUAUCACCACCACCGCCGCCGAUGAUGAUGCCGCUGGCCAAUGGUCACCACCAUCUGAUGACCCAGCAACAGCAAGUGCCGCAGCAGCAGCAGCAGCAGCAGCAACAUCAGCCGCAACCGAUGCCAGCAACAGCAACAGCAACACAUGAAUUCAGUGCCAAUUUUGUAAAUAGCAAUCAUGUCAAUGCCAUUGGUCAUGAGGAGAGCAUCAUCAGCAACAGUGGCUACAAGGCAGCGGCCAGAACGCGAACGCCACUCAGUAAUAGUAAUAGCAACAGCAACGGCAACACGACCAGCAACAGCAUUAGCAACUAUGCAGCAAAUGCUACACUGUCACCGGCAACAUUUGCCCAGCAUCAGCAAAUGACACAGCCAACAACAACGGGGAGUCCAGGAAUGCCAGCAGUAGCGAAUCCUGCAGGCGAAAAGUCCGGACGCUAUGUUUGCCCAUACUGCAAUCUGCUGUGUGCCAAGCCCUCGGUGCUGGAGAAGCACAUACGUGCCCACACCAACGAGCGACCCUAUCCAUGCGACACCUGCGGCAUUGCGUUCAAGACAAAGAGCAAUUUGUACAAACAUUGCCGCUCCAGAUCGCAUGCAGCCCGAGCUCGGGGCUUGGAAGUGCCUGCGGAUGCAGAUGAUGGAUUGUCCGAUCAGGAUGCCGAAUUGAGCAACAGUAGUUCGGAGCUGCCAAGUCGCGCUGGUUCGCCCUACGAUGAGCCCAUAAGUUCGCCCACACCCUCACCUUCCACGCUGUCGGCGGCCAAGAGUGCCUACUUGCAGCAGCCGCCGCUGCCACAGCACUUGCAACAAUUGCCGCUGGGCUCACCGGCUGCCGGUACUUUGCCACCCACCACCGCGGAUAAUCUGCACUCGGCCACUGCCCAGCAUCGCCCGUCGAUUGACUACAAGCCAUAUAAGCCCAAGUUCCACAAUGCCUCGCUCUAUGCACCGGGCAGCAGCAAGGAGCAGCAGCAGCAGUUUCAGCUUCAGCAGCAGCAGCAGCAACAGUUGCAGCUUCAACAGCAGCAACAGCAACAGCACCAAAUGGUCCAGCAGAAGCUAUCCAUUCAACUGCCAUUGGUGCAACAGCCAUCGCUGGCUCAUCCUACGCUUUCGCCCAGCACGCAGAUGAAGAUGAAGCACCACAUCAACUCGCAUCAGAUCCAGUUGCAGAUGCAGCAGCAGCAGCAAUCACUGCUGGCCCAGCAAUCGCUGUUGGCCGCCAUGCCAGUGCCACCCGGAUCGGUUUAUUACCUGGGAGGGCAACCGCCCUAUUACAACCAAGAUGCUGCGGCUGCGGCCAUUCACCAGCAAGCCUUGGUUAUUCAGCAAUUUCAUCUGCAACAAAUCCACCUGGCGCAGCAGCAGCAACAGCAGCAGCAGCAACAGCAACAUCAGCAACAGCAGCCACACUCACCUUUGGUGAAGGCGCCACCUCCCAUGCAACAGCCUACAAAUCUGCCGCCUCAACAGCUGGUGCGAGCCAACAGCCAGGUUUCCAGUGUAGCAACAGCACCUGCCACUCCCACACCCAAUGCAAAUCUCAGCAGUUUUGCCAGCUCCAGUGGCGGCAUGCAAGUGAAUGUGGCCAAAGUGCAAGAGCACAUUUCCAAGUUGAUCUCUCAGAAUGAAGCCAUUGUGGAGAACAAGGAGAUACUGCUGCAAAAGAAAUACCCCAAGCAGCUGAGUCGUUCCCGCAGCUUCAACAAUGCCAACAGCAACAGUGCAACGCAGCACGGCAGCAGCAACACGACGGCACUGCAUGCGAACAGCAGUCAUAAUAUCAAUGCACAGAUGCCAGAGCGCGAGACGAAAGUGAAUUUGGCACAGGCCAUAGUCCAGAAGCAGCAGCAGCAGCAACAGCAGCAGCAACAGCAGCAGCAACAGCAGCAGCAACAGCAGCAACAACAGCAGCAACAACAGCAGCAGUUAAUGCAGCAGCAGCAACUCGAGCAGCAGAACUACUAUACGUACAUGCAACAGCAGCAGGAGAGUCAGCAGCAGCAGCAGCAACUGGAACCACCAAAUGGCUUGGCUAAAAGGAACACUUAUAAGCCAGCAACAGUAGCAACAACGCCUGUGAAACAGCAGCAACAACUGCCGCCCCCGCCCUCUCCGCUGCCCAUGCAAACGAUGCAAUACCGCCAGGAUCCGGCCACGCCAGUGCCUAAAGUGGAACAACCCGCGGCAGCAGUGCACGUGAUGCCUUUGAACCUGUCAGCGAAGCCCAAACCAACUUUGGUCACAGUGCCAGUGAGUUCCCUGCCCAUCAGCUCUGUGGCAUCGACACCGGCGAGCUCAGCGAAUCCAUCGAGCAGCGCCAAAACUGCCGCACCUCCUGCCCAGGUGAACAACUCGAUCAUCAAGAAUCUGCUGCUUAAUGCUCGAGGAUUGGCGGUGCCAAUUGGCGAGGGCGAUGAUGCAGUCUACUCGUGCCCCAUCUGUGCCAAUGAGUUCCGCAGUGCGGACGAACUGAAGCUGCACAACAGCACCUACUGCCAGGAUGCCAGCUCCAGUGCGCCCAUGAGUCCCGCCUCGUCGCCCUUCCGCUCCAAUUCGAUCUCGCUAAGUCUGCCGGAGCUGAAGAGUCACAUGGCCAACUCGAAGAAUCCAUUGUCACUGGCCAAGCUGGCGUGGUCGCAGUUGAAGACCAAGAGGAGCACUCUGGUAUUGAAUCGUCUCAGUGCAGCACAAACGCCGGCAAGGACUUCUACAGUAACAGCUCCCACUGCAACUGCUCCUGCUCCUGCUCCUGCUCCUGCUACUGCUCCUGCUCCUCAGAUUGAAGCACUGCGCUUUGUGGAUGCACCACUGCCGUCGCCAGGUCCUCUGCUGGGCAAAACUCCCCUGGUGGACUAUUCGCGACAGAGUGCACCGCGCAAGCCCCAGGAUGCGGUGGUCAUAACCAAAAUGCACGAGGAUCGACAGUUUGCCUUGCGCGACAUUGAGGCUCAGCCGGCAAAGCGUGUGAAGACCAGCGAUCAGGUCGUAGCCCCCGCCACGCCAAGCUUCAAUUUCUCCUUCAACAACAAUGGUGUGCCCGAGUUGCAGUCCAGCAAGGAGGAGCGCCUUCGCCGGUUCACCUCCUCGGGCGGCAGCAUGAUACCCAUUUCGGAGUGCCCGGACAUGGACAACAGCCCCAAGAUGAUACGAACGCCGUUGCUGUCCGGCGGCAGCUUCCAGGAUGUCUCCGUGAAGGCCAACAACAACAACAACGAGGCAGGACCUUCGAGCAAGGAGCGCAAGCUGAUGGCACUGGUCAGUGGCAGUGGACUGCUCGGCGUUAGCACUGGCCCCCAGCACUUUCAGUUUCCGCCCAUCAACUCGAUAACUGCCUUCAAUCCGUUGACUUUGCCACCCAUGAGCGGUGGUGGUGAUAAAAAUGCCACGCCCGUCACGCCAAUACCUCAUGUGCCUGGAAUGCCGGGGCCAGGAAGUUUGACGCCACAAAUGCCACUGCUGCCGCCGCCGCCACAGCAAUUGCAGUUGCCCAUUGCGGCGAGUCGAGGACGUAGUCCGAGUCGCAAGCAACCCAGUCCACUUUUGCUGGGUGGAGCUGGAGUGGGAGAACUGAAGGCCCUGUCGCCAUUUGGUGGGGUUCAGAAUCUGCCCAGCGAGUUCAGCCGACAGCCACCAACGCCUGCCCAGCGACGCUUGCAAUGGAACAGCAAGGAGACGGCGAAGAAGGCUCCAUUCAACUUUCUACGCAUGGCCGAUAACGUGAAGACGGCGGAACCAGAAGUGCGUCACUUCAAUCUGGACAAUGUUAUGGCUGGCAAACAGCAGGAGUUGACCUUGCAACCGCUCCAUGUGGAGACUCCCAAUGGCAGUGCCACCGAGGAGGUGGCCAGUUCCUCAUCGGGAUCGGCCAAGUCCAAGUUCCUGCGACCCACUAGUUUGCCGCUGAAACCAGGAACCUUUACACCGAAACGCCAUCAUGGCAUAACGCCCACGGCCAACACACUACCACUGAUCUCGCCGGAAACUCCCAGGCCCUCGAAAUCCUGUGUGCAACUCUAUCUAAAUGGACAUGCCUACACCUAUUUGGGUCUCAAGUGCAGCACCAAGAUGUUCUACUGUACGGUGAACUGUCCGCAACCCUCGUAUGUGGCCGGAAUGCACAAACUGUCGAUGUACAGUGUGUGGCAGGUGUGCGAGGAGAAUCAGCCACAUCCGCUGGGCUUCAAACUGAAGCAGGUGAUGGCGCUGUAUGACUCACGUCAGCGGAUGCUGGGAAAUGGCAGUUCCACCGCAAUGGCUGGCUUGGGAAAACUGAGCUACAAUCUGGUGGCCUCACAGCAGACAGUGUGCUCCACGUCGACCACGACCAGUAGCAGUGCCUUCUAUCGGGGACCCGUGAAGACGCCACCCACUGUCACAGUGGCCGCGCUCAGCGAGGCAAAUGUGGCGGCCAAAGCGAACGAGGAGGCGCAGGCCAAGAAGCUGGAGACGAGUCCGUCGGGACAGCCCCUGGUGGGUGGCUAUGAGUCGCACGAGGAUUACACGUACAUACGCGGCAGAGGAAGGGGCCGGUAUGUUUGCUCCGAGUGCGGUAUUCGCUGCAAGAAGCCCUCCAUGCUGAAGAAGCAUAUACGCACCCACACGGAUGUGAGGCCAUUUACCUGCAGCCACUGCAAUUUCAGUUUCAAGACCAAGGGCAAUCUGACCAAGCACAUGCAAUCGAAGACCCAUUUCAAGAAGUGCAUUGAACUGGGCAUCAAUCCGGGACCAAUGCCACCAGAUAGCGAGUUCCUGGAUGUGGACAUGGACUUUGACCAGCAGUCAUCCACUUCGGCCGGCGGACGCACUUCCUCAAUGGCUGGCGAAUCCGAUUCCGAUGACUACAGCGACAAUGAAUCGGAAAGCAGUGAUACCGAUGAAUCCAAGUCGCGCUUAAAAGAACACGAGGCAGCCAGGGGUCUGCUAUCGCUAUCGAUGACGCCGCCCAUUCCGCAGAGUGUGUCGCCCUAUCCGCAGCUGCAGGAUACCCCUCUGCCGGCGGCCAGUCCUGCCAACAGCAUUGGCUCUUCGGGCUCGCUGCCUAAGCGAUUGGUGUGCUCUUUUACGUCGCCCAAGCCACCGUUUGACUACCAGAAGCAGGAACAGUAUUACUCCAAUCCGGAGGAGUCCAAGCCCAAGCGCAGCGUGGCCAGCGAGGAGAGUGCCCCCAUGGAUCUCACUCUCACCAAGCCGCGUGGCCCGAUGUCCGCCAUCUCGCCAUCGCCAGUUCAUCAUCCAGGAACUGCCAUCCAAGAACUGCCCAAAUCGCAGGCUCAGCAGAUACACGACGUGAUCUUUGGCAGUUCUGGCAACGCGAGUGGCUUCAUGAAGACCCUGAUCUCGGUGUCGGAUAAGGUGCGCAUCUCCGCCGAAAUGGAGGAGCAGGCCAAGCACGAGGCCGAGGGCGAGGAUGUCCAGCUUCAGACCUACAUCAAGGAGCAUGCUCUGCACCAGGCCAAGAUAAAGCAGAGUCAGUUCAGUCGCAGCUAUCUGAUGAAUACUUUGUACUCCACUGCCUCGCCCGUUAUCAGCAGUAGUAGCAAUCUAUUUACUAGCAGCAGCAGCAGCAGCAGCAGCAACAGACCCGUCAUGAGCAUAAACGAGGUGCCCAGCAUUGAAGUGCAUGAAGUUAAGACUCCGGAAGCCACAGAGCUGCCAACUAUAGCUCCUGUCAUCCCGCCAGUUACAUCAACACCAAAUCCUGUAAAGAUUAGCCAGGAGGAAAGCGAGGAGAACGAAGCACAAUCGGAUCAUGAGAAGCCCAACAUUGUGGAGCCGCAUAAUGCCAAUCUGCCCGCUGCAGUGCAGCAACCGGAUGCCAAUGAUUUCAGCGGAGUGCUGGGAAAUCCACCGCCACCAGCUGUGGCUGUAAGUGUGCCUGCCACAGUGACUACUUCAACGGCUUCUGCUGUGGCAACCACUUCAACCGCCUCCGCCAACUCAACGCAGCCCACGCAGCGUACUGUGAUUGUGGGCGAAGAUGGCUUUAAGAACUCCACACCCAGCAGCAAGAGCAGUGAACUCCAGCAUGUGUCCUACGGCAGGGGAGUGCCGCCAGCUCCCAUUGCCAGCGAUGCGCGACCCACGUGCACCAUCUGCGCCAAGACCUUCCAGCGGCAACAUCAGCUUACCCUGCACAUGAACAUCCAUUACAUGGAGCGUAAGUUCAAGUGCGAACCGUGCAGCAUCUCCUUCCGGACACAGGGUCAUCUGCAGAAGCACGAACGAUCGGAGGCACACAAGAACAAGGUGAUGAUGACGUCGACGUUUGGCGUUCCAACCACCUCCAAUCCGCGACCCUUCGAGUGCACCGACUGCAAGAUUGCCUUCCGCAUCCACGGCCAUUUGGCCAAGCAUCUGCGCUCCAAGACGCACGUUCAGAAGCUGGAGUGCCUGCAGAAGCUGCCAUUUGGAACGUACGCCGAAAUAGAGCGGGCUGGGAUAAGUCUCACUGAGAUCGACACAAGUGACUGCGAGAAUUCCUUGAUUUCCCUCAAGUUGCUGGCCCAGAAACUGCUGGAGAAGGAUCCGAACAAGCUGAGUGGCUACACCACGCCCUCCGGCAUGAUGCAGUUGGCCCAAGAUGCCACAGGUCCCGUCUCGCAGGAUAGCGCUUCCGAAGAUGGCUUCAGUGCGGCCAUAGCCUCGGCCAUAGCAUCACUGGACAACGACAGUGCGGGGAAUACCCCAAAAAGGGCCAGUUCCAUGUCCGAAGACGAAACGGUGGCCAAUGGCCUGAAUCACAGUCUCAAGCGACGAUUGCCGGGCAGUUUUAGCAGCACAGGCGAGGAGAGCGACAAUCCGGCAGAGGGUAGUGGCGAAAAGCGGGCUCGAUCUGGCCAGGAUCUACCUGUUCCCGUCGCCGUUCCCGUUGCUGUUCCCGUUCCCGUGGCUGCUUCGGCGGCGGCCAGCAACUGACAGUACAUGUACAUGCUGCAGCCCAGCUGAGGCUAUCAGUAUCCAGCAGCGGUCUACCACCUGGACACCAUCAGUCACCAUCAGUAUGCCGCCCCGGUCUACAAUUCCAGGAGCGAGGGCCGCCAACAUCAUGACCAAACCACCUCCAACGAGCGCAUAUCAAAUGUCUAAGCAUAUCGCAUUUGGGCACACACACACACACACAACAUACUCUAGAGCUAGCCUGUAAGACCUCGCCAAUGAUAUUGGGCUAAUCGCCGAUCGUAAUCAAACGAUGUGGGAGAGCCAGAUAGGCGAGUCAGCUAUUCCAGUGUGAACACUCUACGGGGAACGGGAACUGCCCAGAAAGAAUCUUAUACAAAGCAAAAGGCAGUCAUUCAUCCCCCUCUUAAGUAUUUAGUUUAAGGAAUCGUCAUCAGCUAGCCCUAGUUAUAAGCCAACCAAGCAACCAAGCAAGCACACUCACACGUAAAAAUCUAUAUACAUUAUAUACAGUAAACUAUAGUUUGUUUUCGAAAUGCAUAAAUGCAAAAAAAAAAACUCCUGAAGUGCUGUGAGUCUAUCUACAAAUGUAAAAGUGUGUUAUUUCUAAGGCCUAGCCCCGAUAUUGAAUCAGAACGAACACCUACACUGAGUUGUAUUGUAUUGGUUUUCCAAGACCAAGUCCAAAUCCAAAUCCAAAUCAAAUCAAAUCACGUAGUUCUUCCUUAUUUCGAAAUUGUUAUCACACACCAGAAGUUAAGAAGAGCAACUGAAAUCGGUGAAUGAGAAACGAUAACUAGUUUUGUUUUAAUUUUUUAAACGACGAGACCACGAGACUCUUUUAAUUGUUUGUUUUAAUUUUGUAUUUGGCAGAAGAGAAACGAAAUGAUGAAGAAUAGCUAACUGUAAAUAAUCAAUAUGUUGUCAUAUAUGCAUUAAGCGGUAGGUUAGUCAAACAAACUACACAAAGUUGAUAGAUAUAAAUGAAAAUUAUUGUACAAACUGCUAUGGCAAAAGCUGCAGCAACGUAUAUAUAUACACAUAGAUAUAUAUCCAUAUAUAUUUGAAUGUAUGUAUGUGGUUAAACAACAAGAAAAUGAAGUGAUCUAUUACAUUAUUGUAAAAUAUAUCAAAAAACUGAAAAAAAAACACAACACAAAAAAACAAAAUCUUAUACAAAAAAAUGACAAAAAUAAAGAAAUCAAUGUGAA